Manihot esculenta (cassava) is the source of this 665-nucleotide messenger RNA. RefSeq names its product transcription factor bHLH162-like. Gene Ontology annotation, molecular function: DNA-binding transcription factor activity, RNA polymerase II-specific; RNA polymerase II transcription regulatory region sequence-specific DNA binding; protein dimerization activity. Gene Ontology annotation, cellular component: RNA polymerase II transcription regulator complex. The coding region runs from base 27 to 665 and encodes 212 amino acids. The record is from RefSeq and is a predicted model, not a curated record. The transcript has 3 exons. NCBI's taxonomy places the organism in Eukaryota, Viridiplantae, Streptophyta, Magnoliopsida, Malpighiales, Euphorbiaceae. Gene Ontology annotation, biological process: regulation of transcription by RNA polymerase II.
UCCUUGUUAACUCAAGAAAGAUAACAAUGGAGAUGAAUCGAUCUAAAUCAAAAACGGCUACGUUUCAUUCUACUUCUGCAACAAAGACUGAAAGAAAAGUCAUUGAGAAAAAUAGAAGAAAUCAAAUGAAAACCCUCUUCUCCAAUCUUAAUUCUCUCCUCCCUAAACAAAGCUCCAAGGAAGCAUUGCCACUGCCUGAUCAGGUAGAUGAAGCUAUAAACUAUAUAAAAAGUUUAGAGGAAAAGUUGAAGAAAUCCAAGGAAAAGAAAGAAAGCUUAUCAGGCAGAAAAAGAUCGUUUUCUAAUUUCGUCAGUUCUUUUGAAUCUGCAUCAAACUUAGUAGCACCUAAAUUAGAAAUCCGAGAAAUGGGUUCUUCUCUGCAGAUAAUUCUGAUAAGUGGGCUUGAUAAUCAGUUCAUUUUCUAUGAUAUUAUUCACAUUCUUGAAGAUGAAGGUGUAGAAAUCCCCAAUGCUAGUUUCUCAGUUUCUGGCAAUUCAAUCUUCCAUGUAGUGCAUGCACAGAUGAAGGAAUCUGAUUUCAGCUAUGGAGCUGCAAAAGUAACUGAAAGAUUGAACAGGUAUAUCAAUGGAUCAACGAGUGAAUUAGAAUUAGGACCAGAGCUAUGGGACUUUAAUGAUCUUAAUCCUGAGACAUGGGUGUUCUAG